Messenger RNA from Alnus glutinosa, 748 nucleotides. RefSeq lists its product as uncharacterized. The record is from RefSeq and is a predicted model, not a curated record. The transcript is spliced from 2 exons. Bases 97 to 462 code for a protein of 121 amino acids. NCBI's taxonomy places the organism in Eukaryota, Viridiplantae, Streptophyta, Magnoliopsida, Fagales, Betulaceae.
UCCUUUGAUUUGGAGAAACAGAGGAAAAAAAAAACACUAUUAAAUGAUACUAAACAGCACAAACAAGCUCUAGCUAGCUAGUUUGAUCGAGUAGACAUGGAAGUAGCUGAAGAUGAUUUGUUCUUCGCAGAUUUAAGCAAGCAAAUCUCUCUUCUAAUCAUGGAGGACGACGACAACAACAACGACGACCGCCCGGUUGUAAACUGUCCUUCAGUUUCUCUCCAGGAUUUCUCUGGAGCAAUCAACCCACCUGCACGAUUACCUCCAGUUCUCUACGAGCAAGCUUGCCGCCGGGAAAGCAAAGGGACCGGAGUUUUUAUCCCGCAGCUGUCACAGCAGAGGAGGAAGCAGAGGCAAGGAAGAUUUGCUUCUUACAACACAAUAUCCCAUAGGCAGCCCGAUGGUACGAGGAUGGUUUCCCGAGUAUCUUCCAACUAUUCUUUUAGACCCAAAAAAGGUUGAGUAGAGAUCCUUAAUUAUGAUCAGAUCGAGGUGUAUAAUUCAAUAAUUUCUACUAAUAAUUCUUUGCCAAGGCAAGGAUAUGAAGAUCGAUUCUAAGGCUUAUAAUUAAUAUGGUGAUCUUCAUGUACAUGGAAAAGCUAUGUAUACUUAAUACUUUGUUCCUUAAUCUCAUGUAAUUAUGGAGAGGUUCACCAAAGGUUUCUACCCCUCCAAUAUUUGUGGACACGUAUGGCUGUUAUUUAGUUUUGUUAUAGUAUAAGCUUUUAAUUCAUUCUAUUAUCGUUAA